Patiria miniata (bat star) is the source of this 992-nucleotide messenger RNA. RefSeq lists its product as uncharacterized. NCBI's taxonomy places the organism in Eukaryota, Metazoa, Echinodermata, Asteroidea, Valvatida, Asterinidae. The transcript is spliced from 2 exons. The record is from RefSeq and is a predicted model, not a curated record. The coding region runs from base 176 to 898 and encodes 240 amino acids.
CCUGCGAAGUCGGAGCCAUCGCUGCCCGGUCGACACCUUCACGGCCGGUUCCCACACCGAAUACUCGCAUUCAGCAAACCCCGGUGCUCAUGUGGCCGUUGAAGUAACAACGGCCUUUAAGGCCACAUCAAAGAGAGAUGUCUUCCGCUCUGCUGGUGUGAUCGUCGAGGAGGCAAUGGCUGGCAUUGCCCCUGACGCUCCAACCGCCAGCUUCCCGAAGCCAGCCAACUUAGUCCGUACAGCAAACCUAGCCCGACAAGGUCAGCGCCCUCAAGACCCCACCAACCUCCAGUUCCAGUUGGCCAUGGAUUUCGUCCCAGCGGACUUCCUGAUCAAGGACAUCACAGUCGGCGAUUCGCAGGCCAUCUGGAGGCAGUGCCAGAGUCUUGGCUUAGCUGUCCCAUACACCACCGAUCUAGAAGUCCAAGCCUGCAUCCGGAAGCUGAUGUCCCUGCCGUUUCUUCCCCAAGAACACAUCGCAGCGACCUUUGCCAAGCUCAAGACCAAGAUCACCGAGCCUCUCCUUACGCAGCUAUUCGACUACGUGCAGAAGACCUGGCUCGACAGCAACGUGUGGCCUCCUGCCAACUGGUCCAUCUUCCAGCACAGCAUCCGGACCAACAACGAUGUCGAGGGCUGGCAUCGCAGACUCAACUGUAAAGCUGGUAGAGCUGGCUUACAGCUCUACAAGCUUAUCCCGCUGCUCCCCACCGAGGCCAAGCUCAUCACUCUGCAGAUGAUUCUGGUUCGUGAGUCGAAAAUGUGCAGGAACCAGCGCUGGAAGACAAGACAACUGGAGGGCUGCAUCUUCAAGCUGUGGGGCGACUACGCGCAAGGGACAAUCAAGACGUCGGCUCUCCUAGCAGCAUGCAGCCAUCUGCAUGGACCAGCCCUGUAAACGAGGAAAGCACAACCAACAUCAACAAAAAAAACCAAACGGCCCUUUUCAGGGCCACACAAAAGAAAACCAAACGGCCCUUUUCAGGGCCACA